Molecule: messenger RNA, 480 nt
Organism: Trematosphaeria pertusa
Lineage: Eukaryota; Fungi; Ascomycota; Dothideomycetes; Pleosporales; Trematosphaeriaceae
Exons: 2
Coding region: 1-480 (159 amino acids)
Source: RefSeq, a predicted model, not a curated record
AUGAGCUUCAAGGCUAAAGAUCUCUCAUACGACAAUGCGCAGCCCACCUUCUUGCGACGGUUGCGAGGGGAGCUGGCAGGAGACGACUCAGCGCGCCAUGAACGCCCUAUCCCAAGGAACAAGAGAAUGAAGCAGGAUGACGAGGAGGAUGCUCCAACCUAUGUCCUGGAAGACACGAACCAGUCGCUGACGAAAGCCGAAUAUGAGGCCCUGGUCGCUGGGAAGGAGCCGGGCAAGAGCGAUGAAACAGCCGAAGAGGGCGAGAAACCAGAAGUUGCGCAGACCGACGCCAAAUCCAAAGACAACAUCGUCGAGCUCGGCAAGAUCACGAAGAAGCGGAAGGCCAUCAAAGUCAUCGGCGAAGAAGAGAAGGAGGAUGCCGAGGAGAGUACCAAAGCAUCCGACGUCAAAGUGACGAAAAAGGCGAAGAAGAGAGGAAAACCUAUCAAACUAUCAUUCGGUGACCAAGACGAGGGUUGA